Messenger RNA from Odocoileus virginianus texanus, 870 nucleotides. The record is from RefSeq and is a predicted model, not a curated record. NCBI's taxonomy places the organism in Eukaryota, Metazoa, Chordata, Mammalia, Artiodactyla, Cervidae.
UUCUCAAAGGAGAUGGUUUUCAUAUUGAUGCUGGCAAACAGGUCUUUGCCUAUGUCAAUUAACAAUGUCCUCUUUUCUCUCCCAAAUCAUUUCCCUUCCAGCAUGUUCAGCAGGUAAAUAACGUUUGUUAAUAUUCAUUCUGGCCUUCACCCAUGUCUAGGCGUUUCCAAAUGCCCAGUGUUCCCGACUGAGGUAGUCCUCGCCUUGGACAUGUCAGAUGACGUCUCCCAGUUGGAUUGUGAGAGGAUGAGAGACAUUUUACUGUCUCUGCUGAUGAAGAUGGAAAUCAGUGGGAGUGACUGCCCCACGGGUGCCCAGGUGGCCGUUGUCUCCUAUGGCAACGGAACCGAUUACCUGGUUCGCCUCUCUGACCGCAAGGGGAGGCCCGCGCUCCUGCAGGCGGUCAGGGGGCUCUCGCCGGCAAGCUCAUCUGGCAGCAGGCACCUUGGGGACGCCGUGAGGUUUGUGGUUAGACACGUAUUCAAGCGCCUGCGUGCAGGCCCCCUCCUGAGGAAGGUGGCCGUGUUCUUCCAGGUGGGCUGGACCCGGGAUGCAGGUUCUAUCAGCACCGCCGUGCUGGAGCUCAGCGUGUUGGACAUCACUGCUGUGGUCAUCACUUUCACAGAGGACCACAACCUCCUGGAUGCCCUGCUGAUGAAUAGAAACAACAGAUUUCAUCUGUAUGUCUGGGAGACGGAGAGCCAGCAGCUUGCGGAAGGCAUGGCCCGCUGCACUCUCUGCUGUGAUCAGUGCCUUCCGGCCCGGAGUGUGGGCGGAGCACGCCCAGGCCCCUGCAGGUGGACGUGGACAUCGCCUUUGUGGUGGAUGGCUCUCGCGGCGGGGGCGCCGAUCUCUACCGCGCAACCUUGA